AUGACGUCCCCGGAUUUGCCAGUAGCUGCACAUGAAAUUCCUGGCUUUCUGAAGUGCCACAUUGAAGGGAUACUUCUUCAGUAUGCACACUAUAUGAAUGAGGUAGUUGAGCAUCAACGGGUUCAGGGCUUGAACACCAGUGCCGUUUCAUCUCUCUCAGAGCUACGAAAGAAAACAUCACGUUUUAUUGACUCUGUAUGUGAGACUAUAACGUCUUCUACAGAGGCUGGAGAGCUGCUCAGACAAAGCUUGGAAGCAAUUAUGCAAAAGAUAGAUAUUUACCGAGUCAUGAAGGCAGCAUUUUCUGGGGCGCUUAACCAGGGCAACAAGACCACCAUAGACUAUGCCUCGUCUUGCAUCCUACCCGCGGCUCUUCAACUUCCUCUUACUUUGGUUAUUGUCAAUCAAGUAAGCUUCGAUGUACUCAACUAUAUGUCCCUUCGUCCAGGUUCGCUGGUUUGUAUGUCACGGGGGCCUACACCAACCUGGCUAUUGAAUGAUAUUUGCACAAAUUAUCUUAAGGCCAAGGCUAACACACUUUCAAUAUCGUCUAAGCCUCUUCAGCAUCGCCUUUGUGUCGUCACUCGUAUUUGGUUUGAAAACUCUAUUCUUCCAGAGGAUGCAGAAGCUUUCUUAAUGACGGUUCCUAUUCGGCGUCAAAGGAAUCCGUUCUUCUUAGAUUCAGGAGCUGAGACUCUUGGAGAUAUUUCUGAAGAAGAUGUCCUCGCUAUAUAUGGGCCAGAUGCGUUGAUCUCAGAGCCUGUUACUAAAUUAGAUCUCCUCUUCAAGAAACGAUAUACAAGCAAAGAGCAGUUACCAUUUACCGGCAGUGAUCUUGAGGCCAGCAUGCCCAGCGACCUCAAGGCAAAGAUAAUUGCACAGGCAAAAGAUAUCCCCCAAAAGGUUGUCCGUAAUGACAAAUAUACACGCACUCAAAUGGAUAGAGGCCUUUUGAGGCUUAUAACUCGUUUCAGACUAGAACUUCUGGACAUUCAUGACUCAGAGCUACCCCCAGACGCAGACUCUGGCCCUGCGAAUCCCGCUCCCUCCUGUUUUAGCCCACACGCACCUCUAGAGUCACUACAGGAUAUUGAUGCAUCCAUCCACUCUUCCAUGCCGUGGCUCAAAGCUCCUCUUCGUCUCUCUUAUGGGAAACGCUAUGUCAUUGAUGCGCAGACUGCUACGCUUGCUGAUCUGAGCCCACUUCUAGAUCCAUAUGUGGACCAGAUGGUCUUCUGCCCGCUUUCUAACAGUUAUUGUCUGGCAUACAAUAAGCUUCAGAAGAGAUUCAGAGUUGCAUAUGUUCAUGACAGUCCCACUCGGGAGAACCGCUUCCAUGCACGUAUCUCCUGGGUUAAGGCAAAAAGCCAUCUGGCACAACCCACGGGGGAGCGACACGUCACAGUGCAGAUAGAUAGCCUAGACUCCGUGCACCUUUUUGAUGUAGACACGUGGCUCGCCGAGAACACCGUUUAUGACUGUGCUUGCUGUGCCUCCUCGGCUUCAACAGAGAAAGUGGGUCGCUCAAGAAGUAGACAGGUUCGCGAUGAGAGCAAAACUAGCAAACCGGCAGCUCAUCACAUGAAUGUGCUAAUCUUCGCUAGAUUCUUGGCCCCUUUGCCGAGCUCAACCCGGCUCAUGGAGGUCAUGUACGAUGACAUCUUCCCCACCGUACCAUUCCUCAAGAAGCCAAAGCGGAAAUUCUAUGCAAACGUAAUGCGUACAUGUAUUGAAUUUACAGAGUAG
Messenger RNA from Giardia duodenalis, 1746 nucleotides. RefSeq lists its product as uncharacterized. The transcript has a single exon. The coding region runs from base 1 to 1746 and encodes 581 amino acids. The record is from RefSeq and is a predicted model, not a curated record. Lineage: Eukaryota; Fornicata; Diplomonadida; Hexamitidae.